AUGUGGUCUCAAUUGCGAAACAUUAUAAAUUCUGGACAUAUCCCUGUCUCCAAUUAUGAUGACAAUAUAUUUUGGUGUGGCUCUAAAACUGGAGAAUACAGUGUGAAAUUGGGCUAUGGGGCACAAAGAAUCAAAGGUCCGAUCACUUCCUGGCCACACAAGCUAUGUUGGAACAAUCAGCUCCUCCCCAAAGCUGGGGAUUUUCUCUGGAUUGCUCUUCAUAACCGAAUCCUAACUGGGGAUAGGCUUAAACUUAUAGGUAUCUCUGGCCCAAGCAUACUCAUCGAGAACUUAAAAUUGGCUAUUGAGGAAGUGGUCAACGGUAAACACAAAAGAAUUUUCAGAUGCUACAAUGACUGGGAUCGAUCCAUGGAAAAAUACUGGCGACUGAAAGACCACAAUCCUGGUUCUGUAUUCUCUAAUAAAAGGGUUGACCGGAAGCAUAUCAGAUGGAAAGCACCUGCACCAGAUUGGUUCAAACUAAACUUUGAUGGUGCUUAUAGAGGUAAUCUCGGGGUCUCUGGAUAUGGUGCCAUUAUCAGAAAUGUUGAGGGUGAUCUGAUUCUGGGCACUUACAGUUCACUUGGAUGGGCCACCAAUAAUGAGGCCGAGAUUCAUGCCCUCAUUGCAGGUCUCAGUUUAUGUGUCAAACAUGGUGCUAUGGUGCAAGUCGUCAUGGAUUCAAGCGAUUAUGGGUGA
This is a messenger RNA of Cryptomeria japonica (Japanese cedar), 699 nucleotides long. RefSeq lists its product as uncharacterized. The transcript is spliced from 3 exons. NCBI's taxonomy places the organism in Eukaryota, Viridiplantae, Streptophyta, Pinopsida, Cupressales, Cupressaceae. The coding region runs from base 1 to 699 and encodes 232 amino acids. Gene Ontology annotation, molecular function: nucleic acid binding; RNA-DNA hybrid ribonuclease activity. The record is from RefSeq and is a predicted model, not a curated record.